Ixodes scapularis (black-legged tick) is the source of this 980-nucleotide messenger RNA. RefSeq names its product phosphatidylinositol N-acetylglucosaminyltransferase subunit P (gene PIG-P). The coding region runs from base 443 to 829 and encodes 128 amino acids. The transcript is spliced from 3 exons. The record is from RefSeq and is a predicted model, not a curated record. NCBI's taxonomy places the organism in Eukaryota, Metazoa, Arthropoda, Arachnida, Ixodida, Ixodidae.
UCGUUGAAUGUGUGAAGGAAAUAGGGGAAAUCGACGUGUGAAAUGCGCUGUUUAUGGGUGUGAAAUCUGAAUUUUAUUUUCUUUUCGGGUGUUUAUUCGCGGAAUGGAUCUUUCCAAGCAGUCUGGCGUCGUGACAGAAUCAACACUCUCAGCGUGUGUCAGAGUUCCGUUUCCGUCUGAACGAGAGGCAGAGAUAGCGUACAACUCCCUUCGCGUAGAUCCUGAGCCAAAGAGGUCCAUGUGCAGCAAGAAAAUGACAUUGGAUGCGUGUGUGCUCCAAGUGGAUUUCUGCGCCAAGGAGGCGCGACAGCUGCGUGUAGCCCUCAACUCCUUUUUCGACUUGCUGCUCCUAGCCACAAGCACAAUGGACCGUUUUGGACCGGCCGCCUGACCCCUAGGCGCUCCCAGGAGCUCUUCCCAGGGACCGCCACUGUCACCCAAGAUGGCCAUCCGCACGCCGGCACCGUUGCCCAGCCGAGCCAUCUACGGCUACGUUCUAUUCGUGGCAUGCUACCUCGGACUCGCAUUGUACCUCUUCUGGGCCUACGUCCCUGGUGCGUGGUUGCGAGCCGUGGGCAUCACUUACUUUCCCGACAAGAUGUGGGCGCUGGCCCUGCCCGCAACCAUCGUGGGGGCUGUGGUGCUUUUUGGGACGUGUCUCUACCCUGGAAUCAUCCUGCUGGCCACCCCGCGUCUCGAUGACGUCAACACGGUUACUGACAGUCACGCCGUGUACGUCUACCAGAAGCCCGUACCUGCGGGGGCCAUACCUCCGAUACGGGACGUGCACAUAUUGGAAGCAUGCAGAAAACUUUACAUGAACGACUAGAAAGAUAAAAAACACUCCCUGUUGCACAUUUCAUGUGAUGUGGGACAAUCUUGUAAGCUGCUUUCGAACGAUAACAUCUGUCAAGAGACUUCAGUGUGAGUGUGUAACCAAAUUCAAACUGGUUCGGCACAUAAAUUUAAUUUUACGCAUG